Molecule: messenger RNA, 1580 nt
Organism: Python bivittatus (Burmese python)
Lineage: Eukaryota; Metazoa; Chordata; Lepidosauria; Squamata; Pythonidae
Source: RefSeq, a predicted model, not a curated record
GCAGGUGCCCGUCCAAGUGGAGUUAAUGCACCACCACCCACUUUAAGGCAGAAUUAGCAGGAAGGAGGCAGGCAGAGAGACAGCGCCAGGGCUCAGGGUUGGGUCUGAAUGGCACGUGGACAUUAUUACGUGGACAUUCUCAAGAAUUCUAUAUAAAGUAGGGAUACUCCUAGUGGGGAGAGUGCAUUUUUCAAAACAGAAUAGCAACAGUAGGUUCGUUUGGGGUGUGCCACAGGCACUGGCAUGAGUAGGACUGUUGUAUGCCCUCAAUUUACAUGUAACACUUUGCAGGUGGUUAUACGCCGGCUUCCUCCUAACUUUACUAAGGAGCAGCUAGAGGAACAACUCCAUCCACUUCCUGCUCAUGAUUAUUUUGAAUUUUGUUCCUCUGAUCCCAGUUUUGCCAAUCUCCAUAGUUUUUCCUAUAUUACCAUANNNAAUCCUGAUGACAUCCUUCUUUUUAGAGAUCGUUUUGAUGGCUAUGUCUUCAUUGACAAUAAAGGUUUGGAAUAUCCUGCUGUUGUUGAAUUUGCACCAUUCCAAAAGAUUUCUAAAAAGAAGCUAAAGAAGAAAGAUGCAAAGUCUGGAAGCAUAGAAGAUGACCCAGAAUAUAGAAAAUUUUUAGAAAGUUAUUGCGCUGAAGAAGAAAAAAUAUGCGCCAACCCUGAAACACUUCUGGGAGAAAUUGAGGCAAAAACAAGAGAACUCAUUGCUAGAAGAACAACCCCACUUUUGGAAUAUAUUAAAAAUAGAAAAUUAGAAAAACAGAGAAUUCGAGAAGAGAAAAGGGAAGAACGAAGGAGAAGAGAAUCAGAAAAAAAACGGCUAAGAGAAGAUGAGAAACGGAAACGCAGGGAGGAAGAAAGACGCAAAAGAAAAGAAGCUGAGAAACAAAAGAAAAUUGCUGAAAAAGAAAUAAGGAUCAAGCUUCUUAAGAAGCCUGAAAAAGGAGAUGAACAGACUACAGAAAAGCACAGAGAAAAAGAAAAAGUUGAUAUGGAAGACAGCAAAUGGGAGAAGUCACCAGGACAUGGGAGUUUAAAAUCCAAGCCACUGGAAAUUUCUCUAAAGGAACUUAAGGAAAAAUCACAAAAUGACAGCGAUAAAGAACAAAGAGAUUCAGAGAGAAGAUUUCGUGAAAAAGAACCCGAGAGACAAAGGUACCGGUUGGAAGAUGGCCGAAAGCACAGAACUCACUAUGAAUUUGACAAAUAUGUGAGACGGAAUGAAGAGGAGGCGAAGUGGGAGAAAGGCUACAACCAAGACCGAGGAAAGAAAGUGAACUACAACUACAGCUUCACUGUGGACACAGUAGACAAACUGGGUAAAGAGGACAAGUGUGAUGACAUGGCAUCCAAAAAGGAGCGCAUAAGAAAUAAGGAUCGCCCAGCCAUGCAGCUGUACCAACCAGGAAUUCGCAUUCGAACACAUAUGGGACCUACAAGUAGAUUCUAUGACUGUGCUGAAAAAUCUUCUCAAGAGAUUUAUGACAGAAGGUAUGAGGCAGACAACUCAGCUGGAGGUGGUUCUGAGAAAAGUGAAGAUGCAGAAUAAAAUGGACAGAACAUUCAGCUUUAAGA